ACACUCGCUUAAUAUCUCUCACUUUUUCAUUUUUUUGCCCAAAUCGUUUUCACAUUCAUAUGAAAUAACCAAACCUUUCUUCUUCUUCAUUUCCCUUCCUCCUCUGUUUCCAACUCCCGGCGAGAAAAAAUGGAACCUUCUCCAAGUCCCAAGCUUUACCCAACCAUCGACACUUCAACCACCACCGCUCCUCUCCCGAUCUCCUCCUCGUCCUCGUCUACCAACAAUCUCUACCCCUCACUCGACGUGAACGAUCUCGUCAACAACAUCUUCCCCGAUCAAACAACGACGACAGCCUCUGCUCCUCCGGUAUCAACGGAGGAAGUGAUUCUCACAAUCCACGGUGCGAUCCUCCACCUCAUCGACAAAUCCUACAGCGUCGAGCUCGCCGUCGGAGAGCUCCAGAUCCUCCGGCUCGUUCAGGGAGACAUCACCGUCGCGGUUUUCGCCCGCGUCGCCGACGAGAUCCAGUGGCCGUUGACCAAAGACGCACCCGCCGUGAAAGUCGACGAGUCUCACUACUUCUUCUCGCUCCGACCCGUUAACGAAUCCGGGUCGGAUCACCCCGCCGACAACAACGACAUAUUAAACUACGGACUCACCAUCGCUUCCAAGGGACAAGAACCGUUGCUGGAGAAGCUAGACGAGAUCUUAGCUGACUACAGCAGCUUCACGGAGGAGAAAGUGGAGACCGCGAUGGAUUUAACGGCGGCGAAGGAGACGUCGCCGUCGGAGUUGACGGGGAAGAGGAAGAAGAUGGUGGAGAAGCAGUGCACGGCGUACUGGACGACGCUGGCUCCCAACGUGGAGGACUACAGUGGAGUGGCGGCGAAGAUGAUCGCUGCUGGCUCGGGACAGCUGAUCAAAGGGAUACUUUGGUGUGGAGAUGUGACGAUGGAUCGUCUCGUGUGGGGUAACGACUUUAUGAAACGGAAGCUGACGAAAGCGGAGAAGGAGAGAGAAGUUAGCCCUGCUACUCUCAGACGUCUCAAAAGAGUGAGAAAGAUGACGAAGAUGACGGAGAAAGUGGCGAAAGGAGUGCUUUCCGGGGCUGUGAAAGUUUCUGGAUUCUUCACUAGCUCAGUGGUGAAUAGCGCAGCUGGGAAGAAACUAUUUGGUCUUCUUCCUGGAGAAAUGGUUCUUGCAACACUUGACGGAUUCAACAAGGUAUGUGAUGCUGUUGAAGUAGCGGGAAAGAACGUUAUGAAAACAACUUCAACUGUUACUACUGAAAUUGUCGAUCACAAGUAUGGAGCAAAGACAGCUGAGGCGACAAACGCUGGGCUUGGAGCAGCUGGGCAUGCUCUUGGAACGGCGUGGACAGUGUUUAAGUUAAGACAAGUUCUCAACCCAAAGAGUGCAGUUAAGCCAUCAUCGCUGGCUUCAACUGUAAUUAAAACGGCAGCUAAAGAAAGGAAGAAGGGGAAAAAGAGUUCCAAGUAGAGGAGUUGUGUUGUUUUGGACAUCAGAGUCUCAUUGCCUUGGUACAGAAGCAAUAACCAGAUUAAAAAGAUUAGGGCUUUUGGUUAUUGUUGAAAGUAAAUGGAUUUAUUUGUACAAACAUGGAGACAAUUUUUUUAUAUUGGGUUUGAUUGGUAACCUUCGAAAUAUCAUUAACUGAGAAUGAUACUGUUUUUUUUUUGUAUGUCUUGAUUUUCUCUUUUGUUUGAGUAGUGAAUGUUCUUUUCGUUA
Molecule: messenger RNA, 1692 nt
Organism: Brassica oleracea var. oleracea
Lineage: Eukaryota; Viridiplantae; Streptophyta; Magnoliopsida; Brassicales; Brassicaceae
Exons: 4
Coding region: 130-1443 (437 amino acids)
Cellular component (GO): plasma membrane
Source: RefSeq, a predicted model, not a curated record